AUGAAUAUCCAAGCAUUUUUGGUUCUAAUAGUACUGCUAGCAAUUGGAGCGAAGACCCAAUCUGUUUCCACUGAUGAAAAGUGCACAUGUUCAACUGUUAAAUCGAAAUUUGACUGUGUCGCGUUAGGGUGCACUUUCACUCCAUCCACAACAACAACAGCUGCAACAUGUACAUCAACACCGACUGCUCUUGCUGUUGUAAGUGUGUAUUGUGGUUCCAUCUCAACACCAGUCACGAACUGUCCUAAAACUAAGGGAUGUGCUUUCUAUGAUGGGAAAUGCCAACAUUUUAGUGGAUGUUAAGCCUUUCUUAAAACAACAACUAAAGAUUGUUAAGCAAUCUCAACCUAUUGUAUAUCCGAUGGGGUUUCUUGUAUUGACCCUAAACCUUGUGAAAGCUAUCAAACUAAGGAGAUAUGUAAUACUAAUGUUAGUGACACCUCUACUUAACUUUGUAUUUGGGAUGAAACUGCCACUCCAAAAUGCAGGGCACCGAAGUGUAGCGAGGCACCCCAGACACUGAAAACAGACAUCGAAUGUAAUUUAUUCAAGGUGGGGUGUGUUACAAUAGGAUUGGGAUGUGCAGAUUAAAAGUCUUAGUGUUCCUUAUACAAAUCCGAUUGUUAUAACAUGAUAGGAUCUGAUGGUAUUUGCGGGACAGCUUCAGAUGGAACAUGCACUCUAAGAAGCUGUGAUUCAGCUCCUUAAGAAUAUACAACAGAUGAUUAAUGCAAUUCCUAUGUGUAGGGAUGCAUCACAAAUGGAUCUGGAUGCUCUAGCAGUCCUUUGCCAUCGUGUGCAGAUUAUAAAAUUGAUGCAGCUACAUGUUUGAAGAGAAAAGGAGUCGAUGGAAAUUGUGUUGGAACAUCUUAGAAUGUAUGCCAAGUAAGAACUUGUGACAAUGCUCCAGCCGAAUUUUUCUCAGCUAUUUUAUGCAAUUAAUAUUUAUCAGGUUGUAAGUAUAAUGGAAUCAAUUGUGUAAGUGAUCUCCAGAAUUGUUCUGCUUACACAGGAACAAAGGAUACAUGUGCUAAAUACAUCGGUUUAACAGGAUAAUGUUGGGGAGCAGCCACAAAUGACUCCACUUCUAAUUGUAGAAAUAAGAUGUGUUCAGAUGGAGAGACAAGUUACAAUACAGACAAGUUAUGCUCAGAUUUCUUACCCAAUUGUUAUACCAAUGGGUAGGGAUGUACAGCAGAGAAGAAAGCCUGUUCAACAUAUUCUGGUACUACUACAACUUGUAGUAAAUGGAUAGGAUCUGAUGGGAAAUGUGAAGGAACUGAUGCAACUACUGAUAAACCAUGUUAGGCUAAAUUGUGUGUGAAUGCCAAAGGAGAUAAUUAUGCGACAAAUGAUAAUUGCAAAGCUUAUUAAUUUGGUUGUUUGUCUAAUGGUAGUGGUUGUGUUCAAAGUGACACUUGUUUGGCUACUAUGAAAUAGGUGACAUGCACUGGUACCACUGACUGUUUAUGGGGCGGUGUUUGUGUUGAAAAUGAAUGUUCUAAAUUCACUUCAGUCAGUAUGUGUAGCAACAAUCUAGCAAAAGGAAGACCUUGUAUUUGGAAUGGUACUGUGUGCAGAGAGAAACUGUGUAGCGAAGCUGAUAAGGCCACAAAUACAUCAGAUGAAUUGUGUGGCAAGUUUAUGGCUAGAUGUGUUUAUUCAGGUGAUGGUUGCUAAGAUACUAAUGUUGAUUGCACUUACUUCAAAGGAGAUAAGACUACUUGUCCUAAUUUCGUAGCCAAUUCAUAGAAAUGUUGGUCUACUAGUGAGACUAAGGCAGCUUGUUCGAUUAGAUUAUGUACUCAUAAUACAACUGCCACUUCUGAUUCUGAUUGCUCUACUUUUCUUCCUGGAUGUGUUACUAAAGGUACUGGAUGUAUAAGUGCUUCUGAGCCCUGUUCUGCUUAUGUUGGCACUAUUGAUUAAUGCAAAUAAUUCAAAGGCGAAAAAGGAACCAAAAAGUGCUAUAAGGAGGAUGCUAAUUAGUAAUGUAGAAAUGUUAAAUGCAUUGACAAUUUAACUGCUACAACUGAUGGUGAAUGUGAUUCCCAUUUAACAGGAUGUUUGACAAAAGGAACUGGAUGUGUUCCUCCUGAUACUCCAUGUAGUUAAUAUCCUGGAAGUUCAUCAGAUGUUUGUUCUAAGUUUACUGGUAAUGGAGUUGCAUGUUGGUGGGAAAGUGGCAGCAAUUGUGUGGAUAAGAAAUGUUCUCACAAAACAACAGCCUCAGGAAGUGAUGAUUGCUCAUCUUUUCUCAAAGGUUGUGUCUAUAAUGGAACUGGAUGUUAAGAUAAAUCUUUAGCAUGUAGUACAUUUUCAGGAAAUGAAACAACUUGUUCUCAAUACUUCGGAAAUGGAUUACAAUGUACAAGAAGGAAUGCAUGUAUCGAAAGUGAUUGCACCGAAAAAACAGAUGCCACAUCCCAUUAAGAUUGUCUUGAUUACGCUCCCAGUUGCAGAUAUAGUGGUGUUAAUAACUCCUGUAUAAAUGUGGCAGAUAAUUGUAGUUCUUAUACUACUAUGACUGCAGAACUAUGCAAUUCAACUACUAAUUCAAGUGGUGUAAAAUGCUAUUAUGCAAAUUCAGCUUGUGCAAACAGAACCUGUGACUUAUUGGCUGCUGCUAAUUCUCAAACAGACUGUGAUUCAUACUUAGCAGGAUGCGUGUGGACAGGUACAAAAUGCACCAGCAAAGUUUCUGUUUGUACCAGUUAUACAAACUUUACAUAAGGUGCUUGUCAGGUAGCAAAGGAUUCAUCAAAUAAUCUUUGUUGGAAAUCUACAUCAGGCACAGGUACUUGUGAGGCGAGAGCAUGUUCUCAAGUUUCAAAGACUAAUGCUACAGAUUGUUACAAUCAUCUCAGUACAUGCACUUCAAAUGGUACCACUUGUGUUAGCAAAUAAGCCCUUUGCACAUCAUACACAACUACUUUCACUUAGACAGCUUGUAAGGAAGCCAAAACUACAGGAGGUGCUUUAUGUUGGAUGGAAACAGCUGGGCCAGGAUCUUGUAUAGCUAGAUCAUGUGAUCAAACAAUUAGUAAUCCUAGUGUAACUGUUUGUGCAGCUCACAUUCCAAAUUCAUGCACAUUUAAUGGAACAAACUGUAUUGCAAUUCAAAGUUGUACAGGUUACACUGGUCUUACUAUUGCUUAAUGUCAAUAAAUAGUUGGAACCAGUGGAUAUCCUUGCCAGAAAACAAGUUCCAUUUUAACUGAUAGUUGUAUUGAGAGAACUUGCUCUGAUGUAACAUUACCAAAGAAACUUAGCGAUUGCACAGGUUAUUUAUCGAAAUGCACAUUUGAUGGUACAAUCUGUAAGUUACUCUAAUCUACUUGUGAUCAGUAUAUAGAUUUUACUUAAGCUGCCUGUUAGGCUACUGUUACAACAACUGGAGAGAAAUGUUGGAAGUAAUUUGAUGAAGUAGGAAAAUGCGAAGUGAGGACAUGUACCAAUGCUCCAACUUAAACUUCUGAAACCGCCUGUAGAUCACAUUUGAGUACCUGCACAUUUAAUGGCAGUGGGUGUGUUGAUUAAUAAACUACAUGUUAAGGAUACACGGACACAAAUGCUUUGAAUUGUUAAAAAUUAUCAGCCUUCAAUGCUGGGGUAACAACUCCAUGUUGGUUGGUUUCUGGUACUGGUUCAUGCAUUGAUAAAUAAUGUGUGCAUAAUACAAGUGCAACAACUGAUUAAGAGUGUGAGUCUUUCCUUUCUGGCUGUGUUACAACUGGCAAGGGAUGUACAAAUAAUACUACUUUAUGUUCACAAUUGAGUGGAACCCAAGAUGGAUGUGCUGCUUUGAUUGGUAAUCUUAAGCGAUGUAAGGGAGCAUCUGAUUAAGCAGGUGAAUGUAGUAUUAAAUAUUGUCAAGAUAAUUCAACUGCUACUAGUGAUACUUAAUGUACUUCAUACAUGGCAGGUUGUUUAACAAGAGGUAAGGGUUGUAUUGCAUCCACAGAGCCUUGCACUGCAUACAAGGGAACUUAAGCUUAAUGCAAUAACUUUAAGGGUGCUGGCAGAACUUGCACUAAUACAAGUCAAGCAACUAGUUCUACUUCAUGUAUUGAGCGUAAAUGUAGUGAUAAUACGACAGCCACUUCGGACUCAGAAUGCUCUACUUUCUAAGUUGGAUGUAUUACAAAUGGCAAGGGAUGCACAUCAUUAACAUCUUAAUGUACUUCAUUUAUUGGAACCUAAUCAUCAUGUUCAUCUUUUGUUGGAAAUUCUGGAAAAUAGAAAUGUUAUGGUACAUAAGUUUCAACUCCUUCAGCUUGUGUAAUAAGAGUUUGUACUCACAAUACAACAGCUACAACUGAUAGUGAAUGCGAAUCAUUCUUGACUGGUUGUAUUACAAAUGGCAAGGGAUGUGUGUUACCUUAAGCCUGUUCUGCAUUUUAAGGAACACGAAUAUCUUGUUAAACAUUUUCUGCAUCUGAUAAACCAUGCAAAGGAGUGAGUUCAACAAUUGUGAGUGCAUGCAAAGCUGCCACUUGUUAAGAUGCUCCAAAUAGUUAUGAUACAGAUGAGUAAUGUGCAAAAUUCAAAACAGGUUGUGUUACAAAUGGGUUUGGAUGUGUCAGUUCAUUACUUUGUAAAAACUAUUAAUCAGAAAAGUCAUGCUCAGCAAAUUCAUCUUGUUCUUUCAUUAGUUCAUGUAGAAGUGUUGCUUUAACUGCUUGUACUUUAUUUACAGAUGCCUCAACUUGUGUAUCUACUCCAGUGAAAACCUAGAUUGGAAAAUGCGCUUGGGAUACCACCACGAAUGGAUGUAGAAAUUGGUAAUGUAGUGAUGCUCCAUUGAGUGUCAACACUCAUGCUGGAUGUCAAGCUCUCAAUUCUAGCUGUACUACAAGGGGAAGUGGUUGUGUCACUAAGGCUCAAUGUAGUGAAUAUUUGGAUCAAUCCAUUUGUCUAUCAGCCAAGUCAAUUCUGGAUGACACUUGUGUUUGGGAUACAACUACAACUACGAAUGUUUGUAGGAAACGAAAUUGUGCCGAUGCUCCAAAAGCAUUGAAGACUGAUGAAGGAUGUAAUACAUAUUUACCUGGAUGUUUAACUACUGGUUAUGGAUGUGCUGCUCCGCCUUUUGAUUGCACUGCCAACAUUACACAAACAAGAUGUCUAGUAGAUUCUGCUGGUAAUCCUUGCAUCUGGCUCAACACUUCAAAUAAAUGUUAAAAUUACACUAAAUGCACUGACAUCCAAAAAACCACCUUCUAAGAAUGUCAAGCCUAUUCCUUGUUCUGCACCUCUGAUGGAAUUAAUUGUGUGCCAUUUAGUCUUUGCGCUUAUUACACUACAUCCAAUAGUUGUUUAUAAGGAACUGAUGGUCUAUGCGGCUGGUAAGCAGACACCAAUAAAUGUGUUAAAUUUAAUUCAUGUGAACAAUUUGUCUCCUCACUCACUACCUAAUGUUCCACAUUUAAUUCCAAUUGCAUAAGCAAUGGUAAAGCCUGCAUAACAAAACUCAAAUGCAGUGAAUAUACAGUCGAAAUGGCAUGUCAAUCAGGAGGAACUGAUGGAUUUUGUAAAUGGGAAAACAGCAAAUGCAGAGUCAGACAAUGUUCUGAUGCCACCGAAGACACAACUGUGUUUGAAUCAUGUUGGAAGUUCAGUGCAGAGAAAGUAUGUACUACAAAUGGUUCUAAAUGUAUUGACAUUACCAAUUGCAGUACUUAUGGCAAAACCUAUUGCAAAUUAGGAACAGAUGGAUAUUGUACUUAUGAUGAUACCAAUUCAUUAUGUAGAACUAUGAUAUGCUCGGAUAACAAAGACACAACCAGUGCCGUAUGUUUAAAGAAAGUAGGUCUUAAAUGUGUCUCUGAUGGAACCAAAUGCAUCGAUAUUGCUAAGUGUUCAGCCUAUUCCGACAAAGAAGCCUGCAAUGGAGGUGGCACCGAUGGAGUCUGUGUUUUCUCCCCAUCCCAAAAUAACCCUUUAGUCGGAAUCUGCAAAUUGAUGACUUCCUGUUAAAGUGCUGCUCAAGAUCAAAUUGCUUGCUCGAAAGCACCUUGCAUUUUCAGUAAUAACGCUUGUGGACCUUAAACUUGUGCUUCUUAAUAGCAAGGUACCAAGUGUAAUUCCAUUCAAUCAUUUGAUAAGAAAACUAUCACUGUUUGCGUUCCUGAUGGAAAUGGUGGAUGUUCAUAAGGAGAUGCCUCAUCACUUUCUUCAAGCUUAUGCUUUGAAUUGAGUGGCAGAACAUAUUCUUGGAACCCAUCUAAGAGUAAAUGUGAAAAAUGUGCUAAGACCACCAACAACAAUUCCACAGAUACUCCUGAUGACGGCAGUGAAGAAGAAUAAACAACACAUGCGGUCUCUUUAACAACAGUGUUCCUUGUCUUAUUUAGCUUUAUUUCAGUUUGA
Paramecium octaurelia is the source of this 6372-nucleotide messenger RNA. Lineage: Eukaryota; Ciliophora; Oligohymenophorea; Peniculida; Parameciidae. The record is from the annotation of a GenBank genome assembly.